AUGAUUGAAGCCAAAUUUAAAAAUCAAUCUCGUUAUGAGUGGGUAGAAUUAUUCGAACCUAGUUCACAAAAGAUUAUCUAUGCAAACCUUGAAUCCGGAGAAAUUCGAUGGGAUUCGCCUCCAAAUGUCCGAGUUCGACCACUUUCAAAUGAGCAAUGGUGGGAGCUAUUCGAUGUUAAUACCCAACGCCAUUACUAUUAUGACGUCCGCUCUGGCACGACUGAGUGGCAUCGGCCUCCUUCUGGCGAUGUUAUUCCACUAUCAAAUCUUCAGGUAUCUAUUUAA
Rodentolepis nana is the source of this 285-nucleotide messenger RNA. The record is from the annotation of a GenBank genome assembly. NCBI's taxonomy places the organism in Eukaryota, Metazoa, Platyhelminthes, Cestoda, Cyclophyllidea, Hymenolepididae.